Messenger RNA from Glycine soja, 1161 nucleotides. RefSeq names its product kinesin-like protein KIN-14I. The transcript is spliced from 7 exons. Gene Ontology annotation, cellular component: cytoskeleton. The record is from RefSeq and is a predicted model, not a curated record. Bases 1 to 1161 code for a protein of 386 amino acids. NCBI's taxonomy places the organism in Eukaryota, Viridiplantae, Streptophyta, Magnoliopsida, Fabales, Fabaceae.
AUGGAACUAAUGAUUACAACAAGAAAAAUAGUUCCAACGUUACAGGUAGAACAUGGAUUGGCUGAUUCUGACAUCCAAGUCCUUGCAUUAAAUACAUUAAAUGCUUUAAAGCAUUCUGUCAAGGCUGGUCCCAGACAUAUAAUUCCUGGGCAUGAGGAGAUUGAAGCUCUGUUGACUAGGAGAAAGCUUACAACAAUAGUGUUCUUCCUAGAUGAAACAUUUGAAGAAAUUACAUAUGACAUGUCAACCACAGUUGUCGAUGUUGUUCAGCAACUUGCAGGGCUCAUUAAGUUGUCAUCAUAUUCCAACUUUAGUCUAUUUGAAUGUUGUAAAGUUGUUACUGGCUCCAAAGCACCUGAUCUUGGGAAUGAGGAGUACAUUGGGUUAGAUGAAAACAAAUAUAUUGGGGAUCUCCUGGUGGAAUUCAAAGCUGCAAAGGAUCCAAGUAAAGGAGAAAUGUUGCACUAUAAACUCAUAUUCAAGAAAAAGUUAUUUCGUGAGACAGAUGAAGCUGUGAUAGAGCCUAUGUUUGUGCAAUUAUCUUAUGUACAAAUGCAACAUGAUUAUAUUUUGGGAAAUUACCCUAUUGGAAGGGAUGAUGCUGCUCAACUCUCUGCAUUACAAAUUUUGGCUGAGAUUGGAUUUCUUAACACACCAGAAUCAUGCUCGUUAGGAGAAGAAAUUUGUGUAGCUCUUCAGACACAUAUAAAUGAUGUAAUGUUGCGCCGUUAUUCGAAAGCACGAUCAGUUGCUGCUAGUGGUGGUUCUCUGAACGGAGACAUUUCUAGUAAUUCUAAACCUCCUAAUAUGGAAUUAUACGAGAAGCAUGUUCAAGAAUUAUCAAAACUUAUUGAAGAAUUUCAAAAAAAUGUUGAUCAAUUGCUUGAAGAAUUAUGUGUGAAGAAAAAACAAGAAGAGAAAAUGCAAGAAGAAUUGGAUGAUUUGAAAGAAUCCUUAAAAGCAGAUAAGCAAAAUCUGGAUGCAGUUACAAGUGACUGUAAUAAACUUUUAUCAUUAUGCAAUGAAAAAGAUAAGGAACUACAGGCUGCUAUUCUAAACAAAAGGAAUAUGGAAUCUAGGAUGUCCAAGUUAAAUAUUGCAGUGAUAGAGAACACUGCCAAAAAGGAUUUUAUUUUCGAUGAAACUGUUAUUUAUGCAUAG